Messenger RNA from Hypomesus transpacificus, 3461 nucleotides. It is a transcript of the gene klhl36, whose product is annotated as kelch-like family member 36. The record is from RefSeq and is a predicted model, not a curated record. The transcript has 8 exons. Gene Ontology annotation, molecular function: cullin family protein binding. Bases 613 to 2475 code for a protein of 620 amino acids. NCBI's taxonomy places the organism in Eukaryota, Metazoa, Chordata, Actinopteri, Osmeriformes, Osmeridae.
AGCGUCCGGUGCGGUCACCGGACAAUAGCCUGCGUGUGCCUGCGUGUGCACUGCACCAGAGGCUACAAGCUGCAGGAGUUGUCAUGUUAUCCAUAAUUGUUCCCAAUUGUCUGAUAAUUAAUCACUUGCAAGACGAAUACGUGUAUUGAUGUAUACCCCUGUCUGGGGUAGGUCAGUGUGUGUGAAAGAGAGAUGCAACCAUUCUGAUAUUAAGGUAAUGUCACAAAUGGCCUUGAACAAUAAUAAUAAGUGUACACCAACAAUACAACAAGUGACCAGUGAACUCGUCCUUGAAAAAAAAAUGCAACUCAUGCAACUUGUUGUGUUGUCAGCAGACAUUGAAACUGGCAGUGUUUAAACAUCGCAGGUCUUGAAUGCAUCCCAAACUCAAUCCAACCUCUCUUGUUUGGUUGAAUUGUGAUUGGUUGAGUUCAUAGGCUGUCUUCCGGUAUGAGGUCCUAGUAAUAGCUGCGAAUCAACAGAACAUUCUAAACUGCCUUUCAAUAAGAAAUAUUUGUCUAAAAUGCCGAAAAUGCAGUGCUGACCAAGAGAGCACAAUGGACAAGAUGAAGACAUCUCUUUUGGCAAGAAGCUAGUUGAUGCUGAGACACAAUGGACAAUGGUAGACAGGGCCUUGUCUCACGGCCCCAACGGAUUAGUGAAUCCUCCAAGGCGUACCGCUGCGUCGAGCAGACAGGCGUGAUUCUGCAGGGUCUGAACGAUCAGCGAGAGAGCGGCCAGCUCUGUGACGUGGUGCUGCUGGCCGACGAGGAGCGCGUCCCGGCCCACCGGGCUGUGCUGGCCGUGGCCAGUCCUUACUUCCACGCCAUGUUCACCCUGGCCAUGAGGGAGGAGCACCAGGCCGAGGUGGAGCUUGUGGGCGCCUCGGACAUCGGCCUCAAGGCCGUGGUCGACUUCCUGUACAGCGGAGAGCUGCUAUUGGACGGCGGCAAUAUCGAUUACGUCCUGGAGACGGCUCAUCUGCUACAGGUGUGGCGUGUGGUGGACUUCUGCUGCCAGUAUUUGGAGCAGGAAGUGAGUGAGGACAACUUCCUGUACCUCCAGCAGCUGGCCCAGCUGUACAGCAUGCAGCGCCUCGACCUCUACAUCGACCACUUCGUCCUCCAGCGCUUCGCCACCCUCUCCUUUACCCCACACUUCCUGCGGGACCUUCCUGUCCACAAGCUGACGGUCUACCUGGCCAGCGAGCAGGUGCAGCACGACAGUGAGCAGGCGCUGCUCCAGGCUGCCCUCCAGUGGCUGAGCCAGACUCCCGCACGCCACGCCCACGCUCGCCACCUGCUCUCCCACAUCCGCUUCCCGCUGAUGCCCACGGCUGAGCUGACGGAGCGCGUGCUGCCCGCCCUGCAGGCCCUCCUGCCCGCAGAGGCCGGGUGCCAGGCCCUGGUGGAUGAGGCUCGGAGCUACCACGCCCGGCCCAGCGCCCAGCCCCUCCUCCAGACGGCCCGCACCGCUCUGAGGGGCGGCGUGGAGCGCCUCCUGCUGGUCGGGGGGGAGGUUUCGGAGCGCGGCGAGGAACUGAGCGCAGACGUGUGCUGGUUGGACGGAGAGGCUGGGGGGUGGGGGGUGGAAACCCAGCUGCCGGCCCAGAGAAGCCACCACUGCCUGGCCGUGCUGGGGGGGUUCAUCUACACUGUGGGGGGGAGCUCGUCUCGGGACAACGGAGGGGACGCCGCCUGUAACCUGCUGUACCGCUAUAAUCCCUGUGACAACCAGUGGACCAAAAGUGCUUCCAUGAACCAGAGUCGUGUGGACUUCUUCCUGGACGCAGUCGGGGAUUGCCUGGUGGCUGUUGGGGGGAGGAACGACAGUGGAGCUCUCUCCUCUGUGGAGGUGUACCACCCUGCUCAGGACUGCUGGAGCUACGUAGCCAGCCUGCCCAGGUUCACCUACGGCCAUGCUGGCACCGUGCACCAAGGCAUGGUCUACAUAUCUGGUGGUCACGACUACCAGAUCGGCCCGUAUCGUCGAGAGGUCCUGAGCUACGACCCUGUAGGAGGCGGUGACACGUGGACAGAACGUCCUCCCAUGGCCUCGGCGAGGGGCUGGCACUGCAUGGCCUCCCUGCACCACCUCAUCUACGCCAUCGGGGGGAGCAACGACCACGAGGAGAGCGCCGAGCGCUUCGACAUCCUGGCGGUGGAGGCGUUUGACCCCCGUAGCGAGCAGUGGACGCGCGUGGCACCGCUGCUGAGGCCCAACAGCGAGGCGGGGGUGGGGGUGUGGAGGGGGCGGAUCUACGUCCUGGGGGGGUACAGCUGGGAGAACGCCUUGUUCUCCAGGUCCACGCAGGUGUUCCAACCGGAGAAGGGCCAGUGGGAGCCGGGGCCGGACCUGCCCAAACGCGUUGCAGGGGCGUCUGCUUGCGUGUGUACUGUGAAGCCCCCGCCCGCAGGAACGCCCGACAGGACAAAGACGGGACAGAAGGUCAAAGGUCGACGGCUUCCCACCUAGGAGAUGACACUGGAAGAAGAAAGCCUUGGAAAGGUUGCAAAUGUGCACAGUCCUGUGUGAUGUGUAAUGAUCAACAUCCAAAGGUCAGAACACACACCUUAAACUCUGGACACAAGUAUUGUCAUGUCAUGGUCAAUGAAAGCACAAUGUAUACAUGGGAAUAUUUACCAUAUGGUGUUAUCAUUUAGUAUUUUACUACUCUGUUACUGGAAGAACAUGCAGACUCUAGGCCACAGGUCUGGAAUGGCCACACCUGCCAGUGAAGAACAUAACCUGGUUCUGGUUCUAUGGACAGAACGUCCCCUUCUUUCCAAGAACCUUCCAGUGAAAUCUCAUAGUAGGUUCUGUACUGGACGUGUGUGUGUGUGUACUAAUUCUGUCACUCUGAUUCUGAACAUGCUGAUUGUCGGAAGCGUUUCAUGUUGGGUCUUUGGACAGGUGUGUGGUUAGGUAUCUUCACAUGCCACAUCUCCUUAAGCACAAGUGUUCUGUACUGGUCUACUUCCAUCAGCGGUGUUGGUGAGACCCUUCCAAUAGGCCUGGUCUGUCUGCUUCACAACUACUAUUAGUAUAACCUGUUACACAAUGCCAAAUAUAAUUGCUUUAUAACACUGAAUUUGCGUUAGAAUUAUUUGUAUUAUCUAGUCAUCGACAUGCAAGACUUAUUUUCAGAAUUAUGCCUUUCUCCUUUAUUGCUAAAAUGUGUGUAUCGCAUUCAUGUCAUUUCAAACAUCACACAAAAUUAGCAAUAUUAACAAAAUAUAAUAAAACCUUUCAUCUAAAGGUUUUUCCAUGUUGGGAUCCCUCUCGUACUCAGAACACAGAAUCCUCCCAUCUGGGGUGGAAGUCAUUCAGUGAUUGAAUGUAUGAGCAGAAUACUUCGUCAUGGUGUUAUGUCAUGCUAUAGCUGUUUUCCCAGGUAUUUAACAGAAUCCCACCACUGCAACAUCAAAAAACUCAGAAGCUUCAGCAAACAAAAUCCUAUA